Manihot esculenta (cassava) is the source of this 657-nucleotide messenger RNA. RefSeq lists its product as uncharacterized. NCBI's taxonomy places the organism in Eukaryota, Viridiplantae, Streptophyta, Magnoliopsida, Malpighiales, Euphorbiaceae. Bases 1 to 657 code for a protein of 218 amino acids. The record is from RefSeq and is a predicted model, not a curated record. The transcript has a single exon.
AUGACGCUCUUAGGACCAGCACGAGUAUGGUUUAACAGUCUAGAGGCGGGAAGUAUCAGGAGCUUUGGAGAUUUAGCCAACGCCUUCGUCAGCCGGUUCAUAGCCGGAGUUCCGGCUGACAGGAAGACCAGUUAUCUAGAGACGGUCAGGCAGAGAAGGGACGAAUCGUUAAGGGAGUAUGUGGCCCAUUUUAAUACGAAAGCUUUACAGAUCCCCAAGCUGGAUGAGGGGAGAGCGGUGAAGGCCAUGCAGAAGGGGACGACCUCCCCCAAAUUUUUCGGCUCGUUAAGCAGAAAGCCCCCCACCACGCUGGUAGAGCUGAUGAAGAGGGCGGAGAAAUACAUAAGGCAAGAUGACGCCUUGGUGACGAGUAGAUUCGCCAAGGGGGUGGAAGACAGAGGAAAAGCCCCCGAGGAAAGGAGAUCGAAAAGGCAUGAGAAGAAGCAGGGUAAGAAAUCUGAGCCCUACAGGCAGCCCUGGGACCGGAGAGACCAGAGACCUUUCCCUCCUCGGGUUCCAGAACAAAAGCCAUUCCCUCCGCAUAUUCCGGAGAACCUGACCCCGCUCAACGCAUCCAGAGCCGAGGUGCUCAUGGCAGUUCAGGAUAAGGAGUUCCUACAAUGGCCCAGGCCUAUGAGGGCAGAAGCAGACCAGUGA